AUGACCAGAUCAUAUAAGGGUGACCUAAUUGAUUUAGAUCCAGAAAUUGAUAGAACCCUUAGGCGACAAGUAAGAGAACUUAGAUCUCAAGAUAGGGCAGUGACUAAUAGUGUCUUUCCCAUUGUUUUUGAUACUGUGUUUGAGUUUCAACCUAAACUGAUCAAUAUGACCGCCUAUGAAAACAAUGGCAAUGAGAAUAGGAAUAAUGGGAAUAAUACUAACAGAACUAUUAGAGAAUUGGCUGCCCCUGAUGUGCAUUAUCAACCAUUGUGUAUUCAGUAUCCCCAAUUGGAGGCAAACUUUGAACUGAAAUCUGGAUUGAUAUAUUUGCUUCCUAAGUUUCAUGGUCUUGCAGGUGAAGAUCCACACAAGCAUUUGAAGGAGUUUCAUGUUGUAUGCUCCACCAUGAGGCCGCAAGGGGUUGAUGAAGAACAAAUAAAACUAAGGGCAUUCCCUUUCUCUCUUGAUGGAGCUGCCAAAGACUGGUUGUAUUACUUGCCACCUGCUGCCAUUACCAAUUGGGAUGGCCUGAGGAGAAUAUUUCUGGAGAAGUUCUUCCCUGCUUCCAGGACAGCAGCCAUUCGGAAGGACAUUUGUGGCAUUCGACAGAUAGAUGGAGAAAGCUUGCAUGAGUAUUGGGAGAGAUUCAAGAAGCUGUAUUUAGUGGAUGCUGCAUCUGGAGGAGCCUUAGUGGAAAAGACACCAGCUGCAGCCCGGGACUUAAUUUCAAAGAUGGCUCAAAAGGCACAACAAUUUGGUACCAGGUUGAACACUCCCAUGAAGACUGUCAAUGAGGUUGGUUUUGCUGCACCUAUGGACCAAAGGAGAAUAGAAAAUAGGCUGGAGGAACUCAUUUCAAUGGUUCGCCAGUUAGCCCUUGAUCGAAACCAGCCCCAGCAGGAUAACACAGAAUCAUGCAAUGGAAUCCUCCCUGGAAGACCGUUUCAGCACCAGCCACAACAGAGUAGGUAUGAUCCCUAUGCUCCCACCUACAAUCCGGGCUGGAGAGACCAUCCCAACUUCAGAUAUGGGGGUGCCUCAACUCAACCAUUCCAACAGAGGUUCAAUGCACUAGGUCAAAGUAAUGCCACACCAAUGAAGCAACAAGCACAGACAUUACCCAAGACAGAACCGAGCUUGAAUGACAUAGUGCAGCAAUUGGCUGCCAACACUCUCAAAUUCCAACAACGGACUGACACCACCAUACAAAAUUUGGAGACACAGAUUGGGCAGUUAGCAACUAACAUAAAUGAGCUAAGGAGUCAAGGUUCGGGUCAGCUACCUUCACAGCCAAUAUCCAAUCAAAAGGGAAAUGUGAGUGCGAUCAUGCUGUGUAGUGGGCAUACAUUUCCAACAGUGAAUGCUCCAGAGAAGGCACAAGAAGAAACUGGUAGAAAAGAAGAGUCGCAGCCCCUCUCAAUUCAAAGGGCCAAGCAGCACAUCAACAAUGAUCAGGACAAGGGAGAACACCCCUACAAUAAUCCAUUGCCUUUUCCCCAUAGAGCCACUCAAAACAAGAAGAAGGCAGAAGCCGAGUUAGAUAAGGAGAUCAUGGAGACUUUCCAGAAGGUCGAAGUUAAUAUACCACUCUUGGAGGCCAUCAGACAGAUUCCCAAGUAUGCCAAGUUUCUCAAAGACUUGUGCACCCACAAGAGGAAGCUGAAAGGAAAUGAGCAGGUCAACCUUGGAAGGAAUGUCUCAGCCCUAAUCCAACCCGCCAUGCCUUUGAAAUGCAAAGAUCCAGGGACGUUUACCAUUCCUUGCACUAUAGGAGAGCUACAAUUCACAAAUGCUUUGCUAGAUUUAGGUGCUUCCAUUAAUGUAAUGCCUAAGUCUGUUUAUGCAUCCUUGCAGGUCGGCCCAUUGAAAUCCACAUGA
This is a messenger RNA of Diospyros lotus (date-plum), 1878 nucleotides long. RefSeq lists its product as uncharacterized. Lineage: Eukaryota; Viridiplantae; Streptophyta; Magnoliopsida; Ericales; Ebenaceae. Bases 1 to 1878 code for a protein of 625 amino acids. The transcript is spliced from 4 exons. The record is from RefSeq and is a predicted model, not a curated record.